AACCCUGCAUGCAUUAGUGGGAGUUCAAAACACAAGGAUUGCAGGCAAGCCAGCAGGCAAGCAAUAGCAAAAUUUAAACCAUCUUUUUACCCCUGGUCAAUCAACUUUCCUGUCUUUUCUUUUCUUUUCUUUUUUUUUUCUAGUUUCUGGUUUGCUUCUUUCUUCCUUCCCUUCGAUCUUCUCUUCUUUCUGCAGGAGAGAUUACCUCCCAUGCUUUUGUUACACAUCGACCUGUCGACCUGAGCACGAUGGAGAAACAGCCCCAGCCUCAGCACGAGGCCAAGCAAUAUGCCGCCGAUCCGGCGGCGAUUGAGUUGCAUUCGCCCUCCGAGGGUCGUCGCUCCUCCGUCUCUGCCCCUAUCAACGCUUCCGGUCACAAGCAGGAGCUGGAUCGGAAUUUCGGGUUCAUCAAUAUCUGUGGUUUGGCCUUGACCAGUGGGAAUACUUGGAUUGCGUUGGGCGGAAGUCUAACCACAGCUAUCUAUGAUGGCGGUCCGCCCGGUGUCAUCUAUGAAAUGAUUGCUGCCUCCUUCUUCUAUUGGUUCAUCGCCGCGUCGCUGGCCGAGCUGGCCUCGUCCAUGCCAUCGUCCGGUGGAGUCUACCACUGGGCAACCAUCACUGCGGGCAAAUACGGCCGGCCCGUCGGCUUCUUCGCGGGAUGGUGGAACUUCCUGGCAUGGAUCUUCGGGGCUGCAUCGACGACGCAGAUCCUCGGCACGCAGGUGGUGUCGGCGUACGCGCUCUUCCACCCGGAGUACACGAUCGAACGCUGGCAUGUGUUCCUGGCGUACCUGAUCUGCUCGAUCGGCUGCUGUCUGACGGUGGCGUUCGCCAACCGGGCGCUGCCGAUGAUUGAAUCCGUCGGCGGGUUUCUGACGGUGGCGGGCUUCCUGAUCACGGUGAUCGUAUGCGCGGUGAUGCCGCACGUGAACGGGCAACCGUACGCCAGCGAUGACUUCGUGUGGCGCGACUGGCUCAACGAAUCCGGGUACAGCAGCAACGGGUUCGUGUUCUGUCUGGGGAUGCUGAACGGGGCGUUCGCCGUGGGCACGCCAGACGUGAUUUCGCAUCUGGCGGAGGAGGUGCCGCAGCCGGGCAAGAACAUCCCGAUCGGCAUGCUGGCGCAGUACGUGAUGGGGAUCAUCACGGCGUUUGUGUAUCUGAUCGUGAUCUUCUACGGGAUCACAGACCUCAGCGCCGUGCUCGAGGCCCCCUACCUGUACCCGCUCACAGAGAUCUACCUGCAGAUCACGGGCUCGCGCGGCGGCUCGCUGGGCUUGAUUAUUGUCUCGCUGCUGCCGCUGCUCGUCGCCAUCAUCGGCUGCUACCUGACCUCCAGCCGCGUGCUGUGGACGCUGGCCCGCGACGGCGCCACUCCCUUCAGCGCCCUCCUGCGCCGCGUCAGCCCCACGCACAAGAACCCCCUCGCCGCCGUCCUCACCUGCGGCCUCAUUGCCGUCAUCCUCGGCUGCAUCUACGUCGGCAACUCCACGGCUUUCAGCGCCUUUGUCAGCUCGUUUAUUGUUCUGACCACCAUCUCCUACCUCGCCGCCAUCCUGCCCCAUCUCCUCCGCGGCCGAAAGGGUAUCCCCCGCGGCUGGUUCUGGAUGCCCGGCCCCGUGGGCUUCGUUGUGAAUGCUGUCACCUGUCUGUUUAUUAUUGUGUUCAUUGUCAUCUUCUGCUUCCCCUUCUCUAUGCCGUUUGACGCUGAGACUAUGAAUUAUACGUGUUUGAUCACCGGUGGCUUCACCAUCAUGAUUGCUGGCGUGUGGGUGGCGAAGAAGCGCGAUUAUCGCGGACCCAUGGCUGUGGCGAGUGAAAGUGCUGUUUUGGCCAAGGAUGCUAUUUAAUUCCGUGAAUGGGGGAAGAUGGGUUGUAUAUAGAUUUUAAUAUGUCUGGGUGAGAACCGGUGUAUAGAGAUAGAGAAAUUCAAAAGUCAUGGC
Aspergillus homomorphus CBS 101889 is the source of this 1943-nucleotide messenger RNA. RefSeq names its product amino acid transporter. The transcript is spliced from 4 exons. Gene Ontology annotation, biological process: transmembrane transport; amino acid transport. NCBI's taxonomy places the organism in Eukaryota, Fungi, Ascomycota, Eurotiomycetes, Eurotiales, Aspergillaceae. Gene Ontology annotation, cellular component: membrane. The record is from RefSeq and is a predicted model, not a curated record. The coding region runs from base 249 to 1850 and encodes 533 amino acids. Gene Ontology annotation, molecular function: transmembrane transporter activity.